AUGGCUGCCGAACAGGACAAGACCACUGCCGCUCCCCCUGCGGAGACUCCCGCUGCUCCCGCUGGAGCUGAGGCCCCCGCUGAGGGUCACGCUGAAGCUCCCGCAAAGGCCGCCGAUGAGAAGCCCGUCGAGACUGGGCCUUCUGCCCCAGAGACGCCUCUCACCAAGCUCAACGCUCGUCUUGAUGACAUUUUCAACAAGAUCUCUCACAAGGAGAUGUGGGGUGUUCAGCUCUCCAACAUCGAUCACGUACCCACAAAGGUUGUGCUCCAGAAGUUCCUGCGCGCCAACAACGACGAUGUCGCUGCCGCUGAGAAGCAGCUCACCAAUGCCCUCACGUGGCGCAAGAACAUGAACCCUGCUGCCCUCGUCACCAAGACCUUCAACAAGAAGAAGUUUGACGAUCUUGGAUUCGUCACCGUUCACAAGAACGAGAGCGGCAAGGAGACCAUCAUCACCUGGAACAUCUACGGCGCUGUCAAGGACAACAAGGCCACCUUUGGCGACGUCCAGGAGUUUAUUAAGUGGCGAGCUGCCAUCAUGGAGCUCAGCGUUCAGAAGCUCAAGCUUGACCAGGUCACUGAGCCUAUCCCCGAGGGCGGCGAGGACCCCUACCAGAUGAUCCAGGUUCACGACUACCAGAACGUCAGCUUCUUCCGCAUGGACCCUGCUGUCAAGGCCGCCAGCAAGGAGACCAUCGCCGUCUUCUCCAUGGCCUACCCUGAGCUGCUUGCUCACAAGUACUUUGUCAACGUUCCCGCCAUCAUGGGCUGGAUGUUUGGUGCUAUGAAGCUCUUCCUCGCCCCUGCCACCCUCCGCAAGUUCCACCCCAUGACCUCGGGCACCACUCUGGCCACUGAGCUUAAGGACAUUGUUUCCACCCUUCCCAAGGAGUAUGGCGGUCAGGGCCCCAGUGUCAAGGAAGGUCUUAAGAUUUCCCUGGCUCAGGAGGGCGAGGCUCCUACCAAGGCUCCCGUUACUGAGACUCCCGCUGCGGAGGCUGCUCCUGUCGCCGAGCCCGCUACUGCUACCGAAUCUACUCCUGCCGAGCCUGCUCCGGCUCCUGUUGAGGCUGCCAAGGAGGAAACAGCCGAGAAGGCCGCUGAGAGCGCUGGUGAAAAGCCUGUUGAGGAGUCUUUGGAGAAGCUGACUCUGAAGCCCGUCGAGGAAGCACCUAAGACCGACAAGGAGACCGCUCCUGCUGCCGAGACCGAGAAGAAGGAGGUCACCCCUGCUGUUGAGUCAGAGAAGAAGGAGCCUGUCCCGGUUUCCGAGGCUGAGAAGAAGGAGACAGCCGCCUAA
This is a messenger RNA of Fusarium falciforme, 1302 nucleotides long. RefSeq names its product Phosphatidylinositol transfer protein SFH5. Gene Ontology annotation, molecular function: phosphatidylinositol transfer activity. Gene Ontology annotation, biological process: Golgi to plasma membrane protein transport; regulation of exocytosis. Bases 1 to 1302 code for a protein of 433 amino acids. The record is from RefSeq and is a predicted model, not a curated record. Lineage: Eukaryota; Fungi; Ascomycota; Sordariomycetes; Hypocreales; Nectriaceae. Gene Ontology annotation, cellular component: cortical endoplasmic reticulum; cytosol; plasma membrane. The transcript has 2 exons.